Molecule: messenger RNA, 1122 nt
Organism: Dryobates pubescens (Downy woodpecker)
Lineage: Eukaryota; Metazoa; Chordata; Aves; Piciformes; Picidae
Gene: AGMAT
Product: agmatinase
Exons: 7
Coding region: 1-1122 (373 amino acids)
Molecular function (GO): metal ion binding; agmatinase activity
Source: RefSeq, a predicted model, not a curated record
AUGAGACCCCCGCUGCGGGCUGCCUGCGGCCGGCCGCUGCCCCUGGCAGGCAGGCUGUGCGCUCGCCGGCUCGCUGCGGCCGCCCCGCGCUGCGGGCUGCGCUCCUCGCUGCUCCGGGCCGCCUCCGGCCCCGUCCCCGCUGCCUGCCCGGGGCGCACGGCCCCCCGCCGCCGGGGCUCGCAGUUCAACGUGCCCCCCAGCGCCCUCUCCGUGGCGCGGCCUGCGGGGGUCUGCUCCAUGCUGAAGCUGCCGGUGGAGGGCUCGGCGGAGGGGCUGGACGCAGCUUUCAUCGGCGUCCCUCUGGACACCGGCACCUCCAACCGGCCCGGAGCCAGGUUCGGCCCCCGGCAGCUGCGGGCGGAGUCGGCGAUGCUGCGGAGGUUCAACGGCAGCACCGCGGCGGCGCCUUUCGACUCCCUGCGGGUCGCUGACAUCGGGGACGUGAACGUCAACCUCUACAACCUGCCUGACAGCUGCCGCCUCAUCCGGGAGGCCUUCCAGAAGAUCCUGGCCUCUGGCUGUGUGCCCCUCGCCUUGGGUGGAGAUCACACCAUCACCUACCCCAUCUUGCAGGCUGUGGCAGAAAAGCACGGGCCGGUGGGGCUGGUGCAUGUGGAUGCCCACACCGACACCGGAGACAGAGCCCUGGGGGAGGAGAUCUACCACGGGAGCCCGUUCCGGCGCUGCGUGGAGGAAGGGCUGCUGGACCGCGGCCGGGUGGUGCAGAUCGGCAUCCGCGGCUCCUCCUACGAGCCCGACCCCUGCCGCUACAGCCGGCAGCAGGGCUUCCGGGUGGUGCCAGCUGAGGAGUGCUGGGGGAAGUCCCUGGUGCCGCUGAUGGUGGAGGUGAGGAGGCAGCUGGGGGCCCAGCCAGUGUACCUCAGCUUCGACAUCGAUGGGCUGGACCCUGCCUACGCCCCGGGCACCGGCACCCCCGAGAUCGCCGGCCUGACCCCCGGGCAGGCUCUGGAGAUCAUUCGUGGCUGCAGAGGGCUGAACAUCGUCGGCUGUGACCUCGUGGAAGUCUCUCCCAUGUACGACCUCUCCGGCAACACAGCCCUGCUGGGGGCCAACCUGCUGUUCGAGAUGCUCUGCGUGCUCCCCGGCGUGAGGCCGCUGUGA